AUGUCGUGUCCUGUCCCCCACCACAAGGACACCCCCACCCCGCCCGGCCACCCUUCCGUCGCCGCCGCCCAGGCUUCCGACGAGAAGAAUGGCGAUGUGACUCCCGGCUUUGAGCCCAACGCGCCCGCGUCCGUUAUCCCCAGCGACCAGCUGACCCUCGAGGGCCUGCUGUACGAGAGCGGCGCUGGAGACGGCAAUAAGCCGGCCUCUGUCGACGAGUGGCCGCUUCCCGAGGAGCUGGACUUUACGCGUCCCGUUUCCGAGCUGCUCCGCAAGGGCACUCAGCGUGCCCACGUUGCCGCCGAGCACAGCGAGGGUGCUGUCGCGCUCACCAACGGCCAGCUCGAGCUCCAGGAGUACAUUCGCUGGCUCGCGCUUCUCUGGCGUGUUUACGACGCGCUCGAGCAGGGCCUGGCGGCGCAUGCUUCCAACACGGUUCUUGCUCCCACCUACGACCCCACUCUCCUUGCCCGUGCCCCCGAGCUCGCCGCGGACAUCAAGUUCCUGCUCAAGCGUCUCCCCAAGGACCUGACCAAGGAGAGCAAGAACCCCCUCGCGUCCAACCCCUCCGUCCCCCUCCCUCCCUUCCCCCUGCCCCCUUUCCUCGAGGAGGUGUUUGUGAUCACUCCCCCAGCUCUCCGCGUGUACAUGGACCGCGUCAACGAGCUGGCCGCUAGCGAGGCCACUGCCCCCCGCCUCCUUGCCCACGCCUACGUCCGCUACCUCGGCGACCUGAGCGGUGGCCAGAUCAUCGGUGCCCGUCUCCGCAAGGCGUACAACCUUCCCGGUCUUGACGGCCGUCGUUUCUACUACUUUGACGUUGCCAUCACUGGCGACGACAAGGCGGCCGUCGUGGCCGGCGAGGAGACUGUCGGCGAGCGCAAGAAGAAGCUCAACGACGUCAAGGUGUGGUACCGCACGGGCAUGGACGAGGGUGCCGGCGAUGACGAGAAGCUGAAGGCGGCCCUUGUGCGCGAGGCCAACGUCGCGUUCGUCCUCAACACCCACCUCUUCUCGCUCAUCACCCCUCCCCCGGCCCCCGGCAAGGAGCUGAGGUACUUUGAGAAGCGCCAGCGCGAGGAGGCCCGCCGCCUCGCCCUGCACCCCCACAAGCCUCUCACCUGGACCGAGUUUGCGCUCAAGUUUAUGCGCUUCAUCUUUGCAUGCCUCUUUGGCGUCUUUGUCACCCACGCCAUGAUCCCCACUCUCUGGCCCCAGAUCGCCCCGUGGUUCCACGGUACCGUGGUGCCAGUCCUCAACGACAAGGUCAUUCCCUGGUGGGACGAGAACGGACCCAUUGUCAACCGACACCUGAAGCGCGCCACCCGCCAAAUGUUCUAA
Messenger RNA from Apiotrichum porosum, 1341 nucleotides. RefSeq lists its product as uncharacterized. Gene Ontology annotation, biological process: heme oxidation. The transcript is spliced from 3 exons. NCBI's taxonomy places the organism in Eukaryota, Fungi, Basidiomycota, Tremellomycetes, Trichosporonales, Trichosporonaceae. Gene Ontology annotation, molecular function: heme oxygenase (decyclizing) activity. Bases 1 to 1341 code for a protein of 446 amino acids. The record is from RefSeq and is a predicted model, not a curated record.